UCAAAAUGUAAACAGUCCCACAAAAUUGUUAUAAUUUAAAAAUCAAAAUUUUUCGUAGUUCAUUUUCAAAAUUCGUCAUAUAAGCUAUGAAUUUUUUAUUCGAUUCUCGUCCAAGUAAAAAGCUUAAAACAGAGUCUGGUGGUUGUAAGCCAAGGGCACCCAGUACAGAUAAUUAUUCAUUGAUGAAAGACAAAUAUGUUUUAGCCGAAAAUGGGUACACUGUUGGAAGAAAAAUAGAUUCAGGCACAUUUGCUGUUGUGAGAUAUGCAGAAAAAUCAACUACAAAUGGUUCAACGCUUCUCGCUGUAAAGAUUAUUGAUAAGGCGAAAGCAUCUCCCCUGUUUAUUGAAAAGUUUCUGGGGAGGGAGUUAGACAUUUGGCCAAGGUUACGUCAUCGCCACAUAAUCCAAGUGGACAGAAUGUUUCAAAUUCAGGAGCGAAUUUAUGUUUUCAUGGAACUGGCUGCCGGUGGAUCUGUAAUUGAAUUUGUACAAAGAUUGCUANGUCAUCGCCACAUAAUCCAAGUGGACAGAAUGUUUCAAAUUCAGGAGCGAAUUUAUGUUUUCAUGGAACUGGCUGCCGGUGGAUCUGUAAUUGAAUUUGUACAAAGACAUGGGGCAAUUGAAGAAGAUAUGGCAAAAAUGUGGAGCCGAAACAUGUGCCAGGGUCUGCGUUAUUGUCAUAAAAAAGGUGUUGCCCACAGAGAUUUGAAAUGCGACAACUUGCUGCUGGACAAAAAUCUUCAAGUGAAAAUUGGCGACUUCGGAUUUUGCUGUAAGAGUGUCAAUUCGGCGACAAGGCUUCCCAUCUACAGUACUACAUAUUGUGGCAGUUCAUCGUAUGUUGCUCCUGAAGUAAUAGAAGGACAGCCAUACGAUCCUAUAUCUGCUGAUAUCUGGAGUGCUGGAAUUUGUAUUUUUGUGAUCCUGAAUAACGCUAUGCCAUUCGAUGACAGCAACAUAAGACAAAUGCACGACGACCAGGUGACCAAGAACUGGAGUUACACUUCAAAAUGCAAGAAUAAGUUAUCGCAGUCGGCAAAGAGACUCAUUAGCAGGAUGCUUGAACCUUUGCCAUCAGAGAGGCCAUCCAUGGAUGAGAUCCUGAGCUGUACUUGGAUGCGACGCACUUAGUUUAAAAUUUUAUUAAAGAAUAAAAUCAAGUGGA
Parasteatoda tepidariorum (common house spider) is the source of this 1167-nucleotide messenger RNA. The record is from RefSeq and is a predicted model, not a curated record. Lineage: Eukaryota; Metazoa; Arthropoda; Arachnida; Araneae; Theridiidae.